Jaculus jaculus (lesser Egyptian jerboa) is the source of this 2919-nucleotide messenger RNA. It is a transcript of the gene Calcoco2, whose product is annotated as calcium binding and coiled-coil domain 2. Gene Ontology annotation, cellular component: PML body; autophagosome. Lineage: Eukaryota; Metazoa; Chordata; Mammalia; Rodentia; Dipodidae. The transcript is spliced from 13 exons. The coding region runs from base 98 to 1456 and encodes 452 amino acids. The record is from RefSeq and is a predicted model, not a curated record. Gene Ontology annotation, biological process: xenophagy; positive regulation of autophagosome maturation.
GGUCUUCUUUCUGGAAGGUUUCUCCAGUCAAAGGAAGAAAAAUACUAAAAGGAUGGACUCCUGAUGAGGAAGACAGAAGUGAACAGCGGACCUCACCAUGGAACAGACAGGAGACGACAUCCCUCCCACAUCAGCUAUCUUGCUGGACCCGGAUCAUUGUAAUUUCUCUCAGGUCGUCUUUAACGAUGUGGAGAAGUUCUACGUGCCUGGAGGAGACAUCAUAUGUAAUUAUACCUUCACCCAACACUUCAUUCCCCGCCGAAAGGACUGGAUUGGCAUCUUUAGAGUGGGGUGGAAGACCACCCGGGAGUAUUACACCUUCAUGUGGGCUACUUUGCCCAGGGACCUGAACACAGAGUCAGCCACACAGCAAAAAGUCCAGUUCAAAGCUUACUACCUGCCUAAGGAUGAUGAGUAUUAUCAGUUCUGCUACGUGGAUGAGGAUGGUGUGGUCCGGGCAGCAAGCGUUCCUUUCCAGUUCCGUCCAGAAAGUGAGGAUGACAUCCUGGUGGUUACCACUGAGGCAAAGGUGGAAGAAAUUGAGGAGCGCAAUAAGGAACUCUGCAGAGAAAACCAGGACCUGAAGGAUAGCUGUGCCAGCCUCCAGAAGCAGAGCUCAGACAUGCAGGCUGAGCUCCAAAGGAAGCAGGAGGAGCUGGAAUCUCUACAGAGGAUCAAUAACACAUUGGAACAGCAAAUGAAGGAGCAGAAAGCCUGUUGGGAGACUGAGCUUCAUCAAGUGAAAGAACACAACCAGAAGAUAUCCUCAGAACAUGAGAAGAUGAGAAUCAGACUAGAUCAGCUUCAGACCCAGCUGUCAGCUGAAGAGAAAGAAAUGAAGAGGCUUGUUCUGGAAGAUCAAAACAAGGCAGAGCAGUUGCAACGUCUAACAAAGGAAAACGACCAGCUGUCUCUCAGUUUAACAGAACAGAGCGCGCGCCAGGAGAAGCUGCAGCAAGCCCUGGAGGAGACGAAGCAGAGGGACGCCGCUGCCGCGAAGCAGCACCAGGAGUUAACGGAUGAGAUCUUUGAGCUGUCGAGAAGACUCGAUGAUAACAAGGUUAAAUGUGAUGUUCUGCAGAAAGAUAAAGAGAGACUUGAACAAGAAAAUAAUCGCUUGAAGAGGGAGAACAGCAGAAUGCUGAAAUACAUGGGUCUUGAUGGUGACUCUUUGCUGUAUCAAAUGCCGUCUUCAGAUCAUGGAGAUGCUGGACCAAAUCCAGGCCUUGUCUAUGGAAACCCAUAUUCUGGUAUCCAAGAAAGUUCUGCUCCCAGCCCUCUUUCCAAACCGAAAUACCUUACCUGCCAAUCCAGCUGCGGGGAUGGAAUCUGCGGUCAAGCCUCGGAGCAGGAGCAAAUGCAGAGCCUUUAUGUGAACUGUCCGGUUUGCAACAAGGUCUUCCUAGCAAGAGAGAAGCAGAUAUUUGACGACCAUGUGUUCUGCCACUCCCUCUAACUGCCUGCGGCAGCCCGGCGCCUCUAUGCCACCCGCAGAUCUCGUAGAGGAACCUGUAUUUUUGACUGAGCUGUAUGAGUAGAGAUCCUGCCUGACUAGAAAUGAUUGAGGGUUUCUGUAAGGCAGAGUCAUGUGCAUUAUCUGCAGAUGGUAGGUGACCAGCUGAGACAUAACUCUGGCUUAUCAGCCUCUCAGCUACAGUGCCCUUUCUUCCUCGGGAGUCCACUAUAAGGGUCCCAGGAUGGAACGGACCUGCUACUUACAAGCCUGACUCGAUUCUAAACUAUUCUAUUCUAAGCUAAGCCUCCAAGUUGCCCCACUGCAUUCAAGGUCAAGGCUUGAGUGCAUUAGUACUCAGUCCUCAGUCCUAACCCUGAGGGCAGAGACUGACCCAGGGUCCUUCAGUUCUGUAGUUCUUUCUUCAACCAAUCACACAGAAUGUCAUAGCAGAUUGCUCACACAUCAGACCUGAAUACCAGAGGUGACUUUCUCAGCUCCGAGAAAAAAACAUCUUUUCCCUGACCAUGGUCAGGAAAUAUUUCAGUAACAGAAAGCCUUCUGUGCAGCAGGCUGUGCUGAUGCACUCCAGUAAUCCAGCAGUGGGGAGACUGAGGCAGGAGAACUGCAAGUUCAGAGCUGGGCUAUGUAGGAAAACUUGGUCUCAAGAAAAAAAAAAAAAAAAAACUUUCUAUCUGGAUACCUCUGAAUGACAUUUUAUGUUCUUUCCUACGUAUAUGACAUUUAUUGUUAUUAGUCUUUUUUUUGAGACAGUGUCUCACUCGGUAGUCCAGGCUGGCCUAUUUAGCUCCAAAUGACCGUGAACAAUCAGCAGCCACCCAGUGUAAGUCUCCCUGCUGAGUGCGGAGCGCUGAGGUUGCAGGCCUGGGCCACCAUGCCUGAUUUGUAAGUCAUUUCUUAUGAUUGGGAGUUGUUGCAAACUAUAUGGGUUUGAACAAUUGAGUUUGUGUGGAUGUCUGAAUAACAGGAUGGCUAUGGUUAAUCUCUUUAAAUUAAAAAUAAAUUACUCUUCUUUCAGGGACUUGAUAAGUUAAGAAAACUUUCAGGUUAUGAUCUUUAAAGAUGAAACAAAAGAUUAUGGAAAGGGAAAUCACCCCCAUUUGAAGGUGCCAUUCUUAAGUCAAGAAUUUAGUGUCUUGAGCUAGAGAGAUGGCUUAGUGGUUAAGCACUUGUCUGUGAAGCCUAAGGACCCCGGAUCGAGGCUCGAUUCCCCAGGACCCACGUUAGCCAGAUGCACAAGGGGGCGCACGCAUCUGGAGUUAGUUUGCAGUGGCUGGAGGUCCCAGCGCGCCCAUUUUUUCUCUCUCUCUCUCUGUCUGUCACUCUCAAAUAAAUAAAUUAAAAUAAACAAAAAUAAUUUCUUAAAAAGAAUUUAGUGUCUAAAAGUUCACUUUGAGGAAAUAAUGUGUAACAUAAUUUGAAAUAAAGGCAUUAUAAUAACCUUA